UAAAGUGGUGUCUAGUGUGUACUUCACGGCGGUCGCGUCUGUCCGUGUGAGGUCCCGUGACAAAUUUCAUUGGAACUUUGUGCGGCCAGGAAACACUGAUGUUUCCUGCUGCGCUCACUUGUCGGACGGCUGUGAGCAGUGAGAGAAAGCACACUUUCAUUUGGAGGGUUUAGGGACUUUCGUCCCUGCCCGACCUGGACAAAUGUUUGCUACCUUAGCAGCUUAACUGCCGUAGAGCGAAAAAUCCCCGCUGGAACUGCGAAAAUAAAGGAACACCGCGUCAAAAUCCUGAAAGUAGAGACCCAGAAUGAGGAUUGGCCAGUCGUAUACUUGAAGUCUUUUCCUGGGGGACACAUUACUGCACCUUUGAAUGCUGACCGGCCCUAAGAUGGAGGACCAACCCAGUUUUCCCAAUGUCAGCAUCCCUUGCCACAAUGAGCAGAGGGACAAAAAAAAGCGCUACACAGUUUACAAAGUGAUUGUCAAUGUUGGACAACAGGAAUGGUUUGUCUUCAGGCGAUAUGCAGAGUUUGAUAAACUCUUUAACACAUUAAGGAAACAGUUUCCAUCUAUGAACUUGAAAAUUCCAGCUAAAAGGAUAUUUGGGGACAACUUUGACCCGGAGUUCAUCAAGCAAAGAAGAGCCGGGUUACAUGAGUUCAUCAAAAAACUCGUCUCACAUCCUCAGCUUUGCAACCAUCCAGAUGUGAGGGCAUUUUUACUAAUGGAAAAAAGGGAACAAAUAUCAGAUGCCUCUGAGGAUGAAGAUGAAAAGAACAACUCUACCUCCAGAAACAUCAACCUGGGACCCUCUGCAAAUCCACAAGCCAAGCCCACAGACUUUGACUUUUUAAAAGUCAUAGGAAAAGGGAGUUUUGGGAAGGUUUUCCUCGCUAAACGAAAACACGAUGGAAAGUUUUAUGCCAUCAAGAUCUUACAAAAAAAGAUCAUUCUCAACAGGAAAGAGCAAAAACACAUCAUGGCAGAACGCAACGUUUUGCUGAAGAACGUGAAACAUCCUUUCCUGGUUGGGCUUCAUUAUUCCUUCCAGACUAAAGACAAGUUGUACUUCGUGUUGGAUUUCAUCAAUGGAGGAGAACUUUUCUUUCAUCUUCAAAGAGAAAGGACCUUUCCGGAGCCCAGAGCAAAGUUCUACAUUGCUGAAAUGGCAAGUGCGCUGGGAUACCUGCAUUCUCUCACGAUUGUUUACAGAGACUUAAAGCCAGAAAAUAUCCUUCUUGACCACGAGGGGCAUAUCGUACUCACAGACUUUGGAUUGUGCAAGGAAGGCAUUUCCCAGAAGGACACUACCACUACAUUUUGUGGAACACCUGAGUACUUAGCUCCAGAGGUCUUGAAGAAGCUGCCGUAUGAUCGCACAGUAGACUGGUGGUGUCUGGGCUCAGUGCUGUAUGAAAUGCUCUUUGGUCUACCACCUUUCUACAGCAGGGACACACACGAGAUGUAUGACAACAUCCUCCACAAGCCGCUAACCAGGCGUCCCGGUGCCUCCAACACAGCCUGGUCUCUCCUCGACGGGCUGCUGGAGAAAGAUGGCAAGCGCAGACUGGGAUACAGGGAAGACUUUAUUGAGAUCAGAAGACACAGCUUCUUCUCUUCCAUGAACUGGGAUGACCUUGAGCAGAAGAAGAUCCCUCCCCCUUUUACACCACUUGUGGUAAAUAUUUUUUCCUGUAAUCAAAACCGCCUGGGUAUUUUACACUUAUUUUGACUCUUCACAAGACAUAAUUCUCUUGGCUUUGCAGUAGUAUAGAC
This is a messenger RNA of Pundamilia nyererei, 1776 nucleotides long. RefSeq names its product serum/glucocorticoid regulated kinase family member 3 (gene sgk3). The record is from RefSeq and is a predicted model, not a curated record. The transcript has 16 exons. The coding region runs from base 371 to 1732 and encodes 453 amino acids. Gene Ontology annotation, molecular function: ATP binding; protein serine/threonine kinase activity; phosphatidylinositol binding. Gene Ontology annotation, biological process: protein phosphorylation. NCBI's taxonomy places the organism in Eukaryota, Metazoa, Chordata, Actinopteri, Cichliformes, Cichlidae.